Messenger RNA from Beta vulgaris subsp. vulgaris (sugar beet), 5553 nucleotides. Its product is annotated as probable phosphoinositide phosphatase SAC9. The record is from RefSeq and is a predicted model, not a curated record. The transcript is spliced from 14 exons. NCBI's taxonomy places the organism in Eukaryota, Viridiplantae, Streptophyta, Magnoliopsida, Caryophyllales, Amaranthaceae. The coding region runs from base 534 to 5405 and encodes 1623 amino acids. Gene Ontology annotation, molecular function: protein binding; phosphatase activity.
AAAUUAAGGUGGUUUUUUUUUUUUUAAUAAGAAAUACCAAGGUGACUUUUCUUUUUACUUUUUUGAUAAGAAAAUGAAGGUGACUAUUUUGAGUUUUUUGACGGGAAAUUUUGCCAUUGCAUAGACUUGUCUGAUAGAUAAACUUGGUUUAAUUUAGAAAAAUAAAAAGGUAAACCGAAUAUCAGUUCCUCAGGUUUCCCAAUUUUUGGUUCAAUUUUGCUUCUCCAUUUCUCAGAUUACUUGAGUUAAUUUUUUUUUAUCAAAACACUUGCAACACCCGAAGAUCACAGUAUUUCCAAAAUUUCACCAUAAUUGCAAUACAAUCACGAAUUGCUUCGACUCAAAAACCCAAUUAGAGCUGAGAUUGCUUCCUCAAUCAAAUCAAAUAAGAGAUUAAGGGUCUGAUCUGCGCAAAUGUUGGGUUUUCUAACAAUUUCUUGAAAAUCCCAGAUUUAACUAUUUAAGUGGUAUAAUCUUGAUGGUAUAAUCUAUUUUCUCGGAUUUCAACGAGUGAGCCAGUGUAGUCGGAGCACAUGGCAUCAUCAGGUGGUUUGAGGAAUACAUCUGUGGUUGUUCUUGUCUUGGAAUCUGGUGAGGUAUAUAUUGUUGUGAGCUUGUACUCGAGGAGUGACACUCAAGUAAUAUAUGUUGAUCCCACGACUGGAGGACUUUGUUAUUUUGGAAAGCACGGGGUUGACAUUUUCAAGUCUGAACGUGAAGCUGUAGAUUUUGUCACAAAUGGUUCAAAAUGGCUGUGCAAAAGUCAAACAUAUGCCAAGGCAAUUUUAGGUUAUGCUGCCCUUGGAAAUUUUGGUUUGCUGCUUGUUGCGACGAAGUUAGCUGCUAGCAUUCCAGAUUUACCUGGUGGAGGUUGUGUUUAUACAGUGAUGGAGAGUCAGUGGAUCAAAAUCUCGUUGCAACAUCCUCAAGCUAUUGGGAAAGGAGAAGCUAAGAACAUACUGGAACUGACAGAGCUAGAUAUUGAUGGGAAACAUUACUUUUGUGAGACAAGGGACAUGAGUCGGCCAUACCCUAGUCGGUUUCCCUUGGAUCAGCCUGAUGAUGAGUUUGUUUGGAAUGGAUGGUUGUCCUCCCCUUUCAAGAUUGUAGGGCUUCCUCAACACUGUGUCAUUCUUUUGCAGGGAUUUGCAGAAUGCCGAAGCUUUGGGAGCUUAGGUCAGCAAGAAGGUAUUAUCGCUCUCAUUGCUCGCCGUAGCAGACUGCAUCCUGGUACUCGAUACUUGGCAAGGGGAUUAAAUUCGUGUUCUGGCACAGGAAAUGAAGUUGAAUGUGAACAGCUUGUUUGGGUGCCUAAAAGGGCUGGCCAGAGUGUUCCUUUUAAUACAUACAUUUGGCGGAGGGGCUCUAUUCCAAUGUGGUGGGGUGCUGAAUUAAAGAUGACUGCUGCAGAAGCAGAAAUAUAUGUUGCUGAACAGGAUCCUUACAAGGGAAGUGCAGAAUACUAUGAAAGAUUGAGUAAGCGAUAUGACGCUCGAAACUUCAAUCUGGCCUCUGGUGGGAGCCAGAAGAAAAAUCCUAUGGUCCCAAUUGUGUGCAUUAAUCUACUUAGGAAUGCAGAGGGGAAGUCCGAAUCUAUCUUGGUCCAGCAUUUUGAGGAAUCUUUGAAUUUUAUUAGAUCAUCAGGGAAGCUUCCCUCCACGAGAAUUAUUUUAAUCAAUUAUGACUGGCAUGCAAGUACUAAGUUGAAGGGUGAGCAGCAAACUAUUGAAGGGCUCUGGAGACUCCUCAAAGGACCUACAAUAACCAUAGGUAUAAGUGAAGGGGAUUACCUUCCUUCACGUCAGCGUAUAGGCAACUGCAGAGGUGAAGUGAUCUGCACUGAUGAGUUUGAGGGUGCAUUUUGCUUAAGAUCUCGCCAAAAUGGAGUGUUACGUUUUAAUUGCGCUGAUUCUUUGGAUAGGACAAAUGCUGCUAGUUAUUUUGGAGCGUUGCAAGUGUUUGUAGAACAAUGCAGAAGACUGGGUAUAUCGCUUGACAGUGAUAUGGCUUUUGGUUUCCAGUCAGUGGAUAACUACAGUGGGUAUACUGCGCCUCUUCCACCUGGCUGGGAAAAGCGCUCUGAUGCAGUGACAGGGAAGUCGUAUUAUAUUGAUCAUAACACUAGGACGACCACAUGGAACCAUCCAUGCCCAGAUAAACCUUGGAAGAGAUUUGAUAUGACAUUUGAGGAGUUUAAGAGGUCAACUAUAUUAUCACCAGUAUCUCAACUUGCGGAUUUAUUUUUGAUUGCUGGGGAUAUACAUGCUACACUUUACACUGGUUCUAAAGCUAUGCACAGCCAGAUACUCAACAUAUUUAAUGAGGAAGGUGGCAAGUUUAAACAAUUAGCUGCAGCACAAAACAUGAAGAUCACUUUGCAGAGAAGAUACAAAAAUGCUGUCGUAGAUAGUUCUCGCCAAAAGCAGUUGGAGAUAUUUCUUGGAAGGAGGCUGUUUAAGCAUCUUCCGUCAAUUACACUUUUUCCUUUGCAUGUAUUGUCUCGACCACCCGCUUGCUUUCUUAAGCCUGUUCCAAGCAUUUUUCCGAAUUCUAGUGAUGGUGCAGGUCUUCUGAGUUUCAAGAGAAAAGAUCUGGUCUGGGUGUGCCCCCAGGCUGCAGACGUAGUUGAACUUUUCAUUUAUCUUAGUGAGCCAUGCCAUGUUUGUCAGCUUCUUCUCACUGUCUCACAUGGUGCAGAUGAUAUGACAUUUCCUUCCACAGUUGAUGUUAGAACAGGCCGAGACCUCGAUGGACUUAAACUUGUCUUAGAGGGUGCUUCAGUACCUCAGUGUGGAAACGGAACAAAUCUAUUAAUAUCCUUACCUGGAUCUGUUAGUUCAGAAGAUUUGGCUGUGACUGGUGCUGGUGCACGUCUUAAUGGUGCAGAUGCUUCAAUCUUGUCAUUGUUGUAUGAUUUUGAAGAAUUGGAAGGAGAAUUGGACUUUCUUACUCGUGUUGUUGCUCUCACUUUCUAUCCUGCUGCUUCUGGAAGAACGCCAUUAACUCUGGGUGAGGUAGAGGUGCUUGGAGUGUCACUUCCUUGGAAAGGCAUUUUCACUAGUAAAGGCCACGGUGCAGGAUUGCGUGAGAGGGCAAAAAAUUUCCAGAAGCAAACAAACACCAUUUUGUCUGGUCCUAAUGCCAGUGAUCUUGGUGGUGCCUCUUUAUCCAGUGAAAAUGUGCAGCCAAAGGCUCUUCCUAAUUCUUCUUCCAAUGAUUGGUUAGAUCUUUUGACCGGAGAUGGAACUGAUUUGAAUCCAUUUGCUAACCCUGUAAAGGAGCAUUAUGAUGAUCAGGCUGUUUCUGAAUCCUGUCCAUCUCUAGGUGUGGACCCAUCUGAUAAUGGCACCAAGCAGUACAUCAACUGCUUAAAGUCCCUUACUGGUCCACAAAUGACACAGAAAUUAAAUUUCAUGGAUGCCAUGAAGCUAGAGAUUGAACGUCUCCGAUUAAAUCUUUCUGCUGCUGAGCGAGAUAGGGCUCUAUUGGCAGUUGGCACAGAUCCAGCUUCUAUAAAUCCUAAUUUAUUGCUUGAUGAUCUCUACAUGGUAAAAUUGUGCAGAGUUGCAAGUAGUCUUGCAAUGGCUGGACAAGCAGCUCUUGAAGACAAAAUUACCACAUCUAUUGGUCUUGAGACAAGCGAUGAUAAUGCCAUUGAUUUCUGGAAUGUCCCUGGUCUUGGGGAGAGCUGUGCUGGCGGUGUGUGUGAGGUACAUGCUGAAAAUGGGGAACCGAUAGAAAUAUCUAAAGUAAAAUUACAAGUGGAUUCCUCAAUGUCGUUUUUGUGUUCUCAUUGUGGGAGAAAAGUUUGUAAAAUUUGCUGUGCUGGAAGGGGAGCAUUUCUGCUUGCUACUUACAGCACAAGGGGUUCUUUAAGCUCUAAUGGUGUGCAAGGCCGUAGUGGCUCAAGCCAUGGCAGCCAAGUUGAUGUCUAUACUAAUAACAACCAUGUCACCUCCGAUGGGGCCAUCUGUAAACAGUGCUGCAGUGAUGUUGUGCUGAAUGCGUUAGUACUGGACUAUGUCAGGGCCUUGUUGAGCUCUCGGAGAACCGCACGUGUCGGUGCUGCUGCUUUUACAACUUUAGACCAAGUUCUUGGAUCUUCCUUGAAUGAUGGAACUGUUGAAAAGUGUAAACCUGCCAAAGCUCCGGUAUCUGAUAAAGUUCUUGACAACUUAUUCAAUGGAGAGGAAUCUCUUGCUGAAUUCCCAUUUGCAAGCUUUCUGUAUUCGGUUGAGACAGGUACUGGAGCAGCUCCCCCUUUGUCAUUACUUGCUCCUUUGGAUUCAGGGCCACAUCAUUCCUAUUGGAGAGCUCCUUCAAGCUGCAGUUCCGUUGAAUUUGCCAUUGUUCUUGGUACCCUUUCAGAUGUUAGUGGAGUAACACUACUGGUUAGUCCAUGUGGGUACUCAGAAGCAGAUUCCCCUACUAUCCAAAUAUGGGCCAGCAAUAAAAUAAACAAGGAAGAAAGGUCAUGCAUGGGAAAGUGGGAAGUGCAAGCUUUCUUGCAGUCUUCACCAGAGUAUUACGGACCAGAAAAGUCUGAUGUCGUUGGAGCUGCUCCCCGGCACAUCAAGUUUUCCUUCAGGAAUCCUGUUCGGUGCCGCAUCAUCUGGAUAACGCUUCGCCUUCAACGAGCUGGUUCAGCUUCUGUGAAUUUUGGAAAUGAUUUCAAUCUUUUGUCACUGGAUGAGAACCCUUUUGUUCAACCAACUAGACGUGCGUCUUUUGGGAGCCUAGAUGAAAGAGAGCCAUGUCUCCAUGCCAAAAGAAUUCUUGUAGUUGGAACUCGAUUGAGAAAAGAUUUGGAGCUCACAGCACCAGAAGGUUCUGAACAGUUAAAAUUGCAAGGUUGGCUACAGAAGGCACCUCAGCUUAAUAGAUUUAAGGUUCCAAUUGAAACUGAAAGAUUAAUCGAGAAUGAACUUGUCUUAGAGCAGUAUCUAUCACCUGCUUCACCUUUGUUAGCUGGUUUCCGUCUUGAUGCUUUUAGUGCUAUCAGACCCCGAGUUACUCAUGCUCCCACUUCUGAUGUGCUUGCCUGGGAUCCCUCAGCUGUACUACUCAUAGAAGACAGACAUAUCACACCUGCCGUGUUAUACAUUCAAGUAUCAGUACUCAAGGACACACAUAACAUGGUCACCAUUGCAGAAUAUCGAUUGCCAGAAACCAAGUCUGGAACUCCAAUGUAUUUUGAUUUCCCAAGACAAUUGCAGACUCGUAGAAUCACAUUUAGACUCAUCGGAGAUGUUGCUGCAUUUAUUGAUGACCCGACUGAGCAGGAUGAUGCCGAGUACAGAAGUUCACCCUUGGCUGCAGGGCUGUCCCUGGCAAAUAGAGUUAAGUUGUAUUACUAUGCAGAUCCUUAUGAGCUUGGGAAAUGGGCUAGCCUUUCGGCUGUCUAAAUGCAACUCACAUACAACAAACCACUUGUGUUCUAACCUUUAUUUUUCUGUUUUGAGCAAUGAUGUGUAUAGGAUGUUGAUAAAGUGGCUUUGCAGCAAUUUUUUUUUCUGCUGCCAUUCUUGUUGUAUUAAUGUAGUGUUUGUACCA